Messenger RNA from Colletotrichum siamense, 597 nucleotides. It is a transcript of the gene vlmB-0, whose product is annotated as Verlamelin biosynthesis protein B. The record is from RefSeq and is a predicted model, not a curated record. Lineage: Eukaryota; Fungi; Ascomycota; Sordariomycetes; Glomerellales; Glomerellaceae. The coding region runs from base 1 to 597 and encodes 198 amino acids. The transcript has a single exon.
AUGAGCGAAACUCCAAACAAGACAGCAGAUCCCGAGUCUCUGCCGCAAUCUGUCGACGAUCUCAAAGCACUGCCAUGGUGUCGCCCCCUUCUCUCCGCCCCCGGCGUCACCACCUUCAUCCCACCAUCUAGAGUCCCAGAAAACACCAACCCCCACGACAGGUUCUUCGGAAAAACCAUGAACAACUCAACUGGAAUCCCAACAUGCAUCUGUUUCCACAAUGAGGCGCCUGGAAAGUCGGUCAUCACCGAAAUGUCGAUUUUGUUCGCGCUCUCAAGAGGGAUCGACGGAUACCCACACAUCGCACACGGUGGCAUAGUCGCGGUGCUCAUCGACGAGGUCCUAGGCAUCCUCAUCCAGAGAAAUAUGGACACCGAUAGAGAUAGCCCGGUAUUCAGGAUGAACACCGUGACUGCUUCGAUGGAUAUCAAGUAUCUGAAGCCGGUUACGACGCCAGGCGUAGUGCUCGCAGUAGGGCAGAUCAAAGAAAUCAAGGGCAAGAGGAUCUAUCUCAAAGCGGCCGUCAAAGACUCCAAUGGAGUCGAUCUUGCGACAUGCGAGUCGCUCUGGGUUGCGAUUCCGAGGCCCAAGAUGUGA